AUGUUGCUGUGGUGUUCUGGAGGAAGCAGCUUAGAACACCAGACCAGCAGAAAGUUCACCUCGACAAACUGCUACUGUCCCUGCAUUCAGAAACUGAUUUCUCUUGGUUGCGUUGCAGGAAUCCAAGCCACAGAUCUGAGCAGCCUUCUGGAGCGGUUUGAGGAAACACAAGCCAAAGAGGAGACUGAGACUGAACCUGAAGGCAGUCCAGAUAGGAGCCCUGUUAGAGAUGAAGAGCCGAGCAACAACACUGAAGGGAUGCUGACACUGCUGGGUGCCUAUCUCCUCAGCACCCAAGAUAAACUCUGUCUUCCAGCACCCACUGGCUUUCCAGAACUUGUCAACACACUCGAACCCCUCAGAACUCCGGGACCCUUCAGAACUCCGGAGCCCCUCAGAACUCCGGGACCCCUCAGAACUCCGGAGCCCCUCAGAACUCCGGAGCCCCUCAGAACUCUGGAGCCCCUCAGAACUCCGGAGCCCCUCAGAACUCCGGAACCCCUCAGAACUCCGGAGCCCCUCAGAACUCUGGAACGCUGCGAUACUCAGGAACCUCUCAGCACCCAGAAUGUUCUCAGCACUCAGGAACAGGCCCCUGCACAGCCGCGCUGGAAACCACUUACCCCUGUCGCACCUCAGAGGAAGCAACCGGCGACCCCCAAACCUCUCCCUCACAAGGCCAUCCAAAUCAUCGACCCCCGUCCUCUACCACCCAAAAAGGUCCACCCCCUCCCCACAAAGCCCCCUGUCACCCCGACUGAGUUCCUGACACCAGUAUCUGUCUCCUCGGACCACGACUACUGUCUAUCUCAGGAUCAACCAGGAAGUAAUACUACUAUGUUAUGCAGCAAAAGGCAAACCAUACUCCCCGACCACCAACCAAUUCCCAACCCCUCCUCAGUGCCUGGCACGCAGAACUCUGGGAAAUAUUUGCGCCAGCAGCAGCCAGUGGACUCCAGGACUGUUCCAGAGACACAACUUCCCUCAGACUCUGCUCCGCCAUCUACAGAGAGCUCCCCUCUAGGGACGGACGCCAUUACUAGGUAG
Messenger RNA from Oncorhynchus masou masou (cherry salmon), 1047 nucleotides. Its product is annotated as myosin light chain kinase, smooth muscle-like. The transcript has 4 exons. Bases 1 to 1047 code for a protein of 348 amino acids. The record is from RefSeq and is a predicted model, not a curated record. Lineage: Eukaryota; Metazoa; Chordata; Actinopteri; Salmoniformes; Salmonidae.